Paramecium octaurelia is the source of this 525-nucleotide messenger RNA. NCBI's taxonomy places the organism in Eukaryota, Ciliophora, Oligohymenophorea, Peniculida, Parameciidae. The record is from the annotation of a GenBank genome assembly.
AUGCAACUUAAAUUCAUUUUAAAUAAUGUAACUCCGAAGUUUUUGAAAUAUGGAGUGAGAGAUGAAAUACGAAACAGCAUUAUAAACUACAAAGACAACAUCCCUAAAAAAUUUCAUAAAUAUUAAAAUUUGUAAGCUAAAAUGCACAAGUACCAAGAAACAUCCAAAUAUAUAAUUCUAAUUGCACCAAUAUUUAUCAAAUACAUUUAAAGCAAUUUAAUCUACUUUUAAAUAAAUGCAUGUAAUCAAAAUUCUAUAAGUUAGUCUUGUUUAAGACAUAUAUUUGCUAUUAUUCUAUCAACGAGAAGUAACUUUAUCAAUAAAUAACUCCUAUUUGCCAAAAAUAACUCAAGGGAAGGAACAAACUUAAUAUGUAUUAUCUACCUUAAGAACGAACCAAUAAUACAAUUAAUAAAUGUAGUGACGUUGACUACGGAAGCUUAGGAAGUCGAACAUAAAUGCAGGCACCAGGAUCUAGUAAGGUUUCCUAAUAAAUAACCAAAAAUAUUAAGAAACAAUAGCUGA